Cyprinodon tularosa is the source of this 4488-nucleotide messenger RNA. RefSeq names its product NACHT, LRR and PYD domains-containing protein 3-like. The coding region runs from base 271 to 2832 and encodes 853 amino acids. Lineage: Eukaryota; Metazoa; Chordata; Actinopteri; Cyprinodontiformes; Cyprinodontidae. The transcript is spliced from 9 exons. Gene Ontology annotation, molecular function: protein binding. The record is from RefSeq and is a predicted model, not a curated record.
CAGGAUCCAACAGAACCUUAAAGCAGAACCAGAACCGAGCUGUGUUUCCUUAAAGAGCGACUGGUCAAAGGAUCUUGGUAUUCAUUUUAAAUCAGACCAACCUUCAGCUGCAAAGAGGGAGGGUGGUGCCCCAGCGCCCCCUAUGGGCCGGCCGCCACUGGGUCAGGCUGAUUUCUGCUGAAGCCAGAAUUCAGAGUGAACGAGCAGAACUCAGAGGUUCCCAUUGGUCCAUCUGCCCAGCAGCAUCAAACCCAGCUGGAUUCCAUAUUUAUGCUGCUGGAGGAAAACAUUGUUAGUUUUGUGAAGAAGGAGCUGAAAAAGAUCCAAAAAGUUCUGAGUCCAGAUGAUCCAGAAGGCUUGGAGAGUCAGUGGGAGGAUGAGAAGGAUGAAGAGCAGAGGAGAAGUAGAGAGGCUUUGGUGAAGAUCACCUUGAACUUCCUGAGGAGGAUGAAGCAGGAGGAGCUGGCUGAUCGUCUGCAGAGCAAGGUUGUUGGUCGAUGUCAACGUGACCUUAAAGCUUCUCUGAAGAAGGAGUUUGAACGUGUCUCUGAAGGCGUUGCUAAAGCUGGAAAGGAAACAUUUCUGGAUGAGAUCUACACAGAGCUCUACAUCACAAAGCGAAAGACUACAGAGGUCAACGAUGAACAUGAGGUCAGAAGGAUUGAAGGAGCAUCCUGGGAACAAAACAGACCAGGAGAAACAAUCAGAUCAGAAGACAUCUUCAAAUCACCAGAAGGAAGGAAUCAAAUCAGAACCGUGAUGACGAUGGGCGUGGCUGGCAUCGGGAAAACAGUCUUAACACAGAAGUUCACUCUGGACUGGGCUGAAGGCAGAACCAACCAGAACAUCCAGUUCAUAUUUCCAUUCACCUUCAGACAGCUAAAUGCUCUAAAAGAGGAAAAGUUUAGCUUGGUGGAACUGAUUCAUAAGCACUUUAAGCCAAUCAGAGAUGCAGGGAUCCACAGCUUUGAAAACUUCCAGGUUCUGUUCAUCUUAGAUGGUCUGGAUGAGAGUCGACUUUCUCUCCACCAUGAUGAGAUCCUGACUGAUGUUACAGAGUCCACCUCAGUGGAUGUUCUGCUGACUAACCUCAUCAGGGGGAAACUGCUUCCAAAGGCUCUCCUCUGGAUAACCACAAGACCUGCUGCAGCCAAUCAGAUCCCUCCUGAGUUUGUUGGCAUGGUGACAGAGGUCAGAGGGUUCACCAACCCACAGAAGGAGGAGUACUUCAGGAAGAAGUUUAGAGAUAAAGAGAAGGUCAGCAGGAUCAUCUCCCACAUUAAAAGAUUAAAAAGUCUCUUCAUUAUGUGUCACAUUCCCGUCUUCUGCUGGAUCACUGCUGAUGUUCUAGAGGUUUUAUUGGAGACCAGAGAUAGAGGAGAGCUGCCGAAGACCCUGACUGGGAUGUAUAUCCGCUUCCUGAAGCUUCAGAUCGAACGGAAAAUGAUCAAGUAUGAUGGAGGACAGAACACAGACUCCCCAUGGACUCAAGAUAACAUCAAGAUGGUUCAGUCUCUUGGAAAACUGGCUUUUGAACAGCUGCUGGAAGGAAAUCUGAUCUUCUAUAAACCAGACCUGCAAAAGUGUGACAUCAACAUCAAAGAUGCUUCAAUGCUGUCAGGAUUGUUCACUGAGAUAUUUAAAGAGGAGAGAGGGAUGGACGACACCUCAGUCUACUCCUUCAUUCAUCUGAGCUUCCAGGAGUUUCUGGCUGCAGUCUACAUGCUCCGCUGCUUCACCAGCAGGAACACAGAGGUGGUGGAGAACUUCCUGGGAGAAAAAUACAGAGAAACAUCUCUGGAGGACUUCAUGAAGAAAGUCAUGGAGAAAUCCCUCAAGAGUAAAAAUGGCCACCUGGACCUGUUUGCUCGCUUCCUUCAUGGCCUCUCUGUGGAGUCCAACCACAAACUCUUAGGCUUUCUAUUGGGUAAGAUGAAGAUCAGUCCAGAAACCAUCCAGAGAGUCAUCAAUAACCUGAAGGAGAUGAACACUGAUGAAGAUGUAUCUCCUGAUAGAAGCAUCAACAUCUUCCACUGUCGUCUGGAGAUUCAGGACCUCUCAGUUUAUCAGGAGAUCCAACAGUUCCUGAAAUCAGGAAUGAAGCUCUCAGAGAUCCAGUGCUCAGCUCUGGCCUACAUGCUGCAGAUGUCAGACGAGGUUCUGGACAAAUUCGACCUGGAGAAAUACAACACAUCAGAGGAUGGACGAUGUAGACUGGUUCCAGUUUUGAGGAACUGCAGAACGGCUCGACUUGGUGGCUGUUCUCUCAAUAAGGCUCACUGUGAAAUUGUGGCCUCAGCUCUAAAGUCCAACCUUUACCUGACUGAAGUGAUAAUAAAUCAGAUCUAUGUAUGGGGAACCUUAGGAGACUCUGGAAUGAAGCAUCUGUGUGAGAUACUGGAGAGUUCAAUCUGCAAAGUGAAGAAACUAGGAUUGAUUGGCUGCAGUUUGUCAGAGCUCAGCUGUGCUUCUCUGGUCUCAGCUCUGAAGUCCAACCCCUCCCAUCUGACAGAACUGGACCUGAGCCUCAAUAACCUGAAAGAUGGUGGAGUGAAGCAGCUCUGUGUUUUUCUCCAGUCUCCCCUCUGCAAACUACAGACAUUGAGGUUGAGGAGAUGCGGUUUGUCAAAGAUCAGCUGUGUUUCUCUGGUCUCAGCUCUGAAGUCAAACCCCUCCCAUCUGACUGAGCUGAACCUGGGAUGCAAAAACCUGAAGGAAUCAGAUGUUCAGCAGCUGCAGGAUCUCGUAGAGAGUCCAGACUACAAACUGCAGACUCUGAAGUGGAGAUGGGAGGCAAUAACCUUCAAAUUGAAGAGUUUGCAGAAGAGAUGAACUUCUCAGAGGAGAGAAGCUGAUCUGUGUCCUGAUGAUCCUCAGAGGUUGAAGCUGCAGCAGUUUGAGUUUAAAGAGACUCUGACUGGAUUCUGAUGAUGAACUCUGAGUUUAGAGAUUUGUUUGUUUUCAGUCCUUUUUCCUCUUUGUUUUCAUCGUCUCCAUAAUAUCGUGUUGAUAUUUUUUCCAUCCAAAUUAAAAUUGAGAAUAAAAUAUAUGAUCUAUAACAUGUGAAAAUAUGAAUUUAAAAAAUAAUCCUGAACAACUUUAUCAAACCUUUAAUGAACUUUAAUGUUAAAUUUAGCGGAUGCUGUUGCAAACCACAGAAAGUUCUCUCUCUUUGAUUUAAUAUUCCCACUGAACUUCCUGGAUCAGAUCUGAAAAGCUGCUCUGUCUUUCUGAUUUCUCUUUGUCUCUGAGAGCUGCAGCAGUUUCCAUCCAUCCAUCCAUUAUCUUACACGCUUGUCCCAAUUGGGGUCGCAAGGGGUGCUGGUGCCUAUCUCCAGCAGUCAAUGGGCGAGAGGCGGGGUACACCCUGGACAGGUUCAGCAGUUUCCAAUGCUGAGAUAUUUUUUCUCUCUGUGUUUCCUCUAUUACUCUCCAUUCAUUCUGUCUCCAUGUUCGCCUGCUGAAACCUUUAGAUCCUGCUGAAAAUCUGUGUUGUUCCUGCUGAUGAACCACCGCUGUGGCUCAUUGUUAGCAAGUUAGCUAAAGCAGGUGUGGAGCGAUCCAGGACCUCAGAUGGACUCAGGAAGCCCUUCCAGUCCGGCCCCAGCAGGGUGGAGGAGGGCUGCUGUCAUUAAGGAGGAGCUGCUUGGACUGAAAAUAGAGUCCAAGGCUGAAUCAUCAUUUGGCCUUAACUCUUCCUCACCAACCCUAAGCUAGUGAGUGUUGGGGGUCCUGGUUGUUCUGAGGAGUUGUAGGGGGGGCACCCAUUGGUUCUUGGACAGGGAUUCUGUUUAGGAGACCGUUUGGAAGCAAAGAUGUUAGAGCUGAGCUUGGAAAUGUUGAUUUUCUCACUUCCAAUGUUUUAAUGACUAAAUAACCAUUGUAGUGUCUGAUUCAAAAUGUUCUGACAUUUAAUGUUGUUUUCCACUGUUAAUUAUUCUGAACCAGCUUAAAGACAGCAAAGAUAGAAUAUUUCAUCCAAUAUUUAACUCUACUAGUUACUAUCCGGUUCCUGGAGGGUAGCAGCUGGUCUGGAUCAGUGAUCAUCUGGACAAUUUUCUAGUUUCCAGUCUGGUGUGAAGCUCAUUAAUUGCUCAUUAUUCCAUGUUAAAGUGUUGAAGUUUUAAUGUGCCUGCAUGGUUCUCUCAGGGUACUCCAGCUUCCUCCCACAGUCCAACUAAUGACUGUUAGGCUGUUUGUUGUUUCUAAAUUUCCCUUAGGUGUGAGCGUGUGUGUGCAUGGUUGUGUGUCUCUGUGUUGCCCUGCGAUGGACGACCUCUCCAGGAUGGAUGGAUCCUAUUAAAUGAAUCUAAAAAAAAAUGUAAAUAUGAAAGAAAACCUCAUAAAAAUACUUCUUGAACCAUUUAAGCUCAUUUUAUUGUAACCUGUAACAAUGUUCUGCACUUUGCUACGAAGUGUUUUGUUCCUCAACAGCCUGAAAAAUGCAUGUCUAAUUUAGAAAAAAUAUUGAUUAAAAAGCUGAAUGGA